CUAUCCAAUUCCGUAAUCCUUUACGCUUUUAAUUUCACUAUCCUCCACAGUUUAGUUGAAAAUCCCUUCGGAAUCCUAGAUUCCAUGGCGCCGAGGAAGAAAUAAUCCGAAGGGAUUGCUUGCUGUCCAUAUACAACGACGAGGAUGACGAAGAUAUGGAAGACAUCGAAGAAGAUCACUGCCAACAAGCUGAAGAAUUACAUGAUCACACCGCCUCUGGAAGAAAAUGACCACGGAGAAUCAAACAGAAUGGAAGAAGAUUCGACAACUGACGAUAAUAUGCUGCCGUUUCCGCACCAAACCUCCACUUCUCAAUAUCAACGACUAGUUUCUUCGAAAAGUAGUGGCCGAGGAAAGCUUAACAUUGUUGAUUACGGCCACGAUGAAGCUGCCGUCUCGUCGGAGCACGAGGAAGGAGAAUUAGGAAGCAAUGAUGAUCUUAUGUUUGGUUUAGAGCAUCAGAUUGCUAAUGGUACUUAA
Molecule: messenger RNA, 480 nt
Organism: Hibiscus syriacus
Lineage: Eukaryota; Viridiplantae; Streptophyta; Magnoliopsida; Malvales; Malvaceae
Exons: 2
Coding region: 145-480 (111 amino acids)
Source: RefSeq, a predicted model, not a curated record